AUGUCUGGUAUGACCACCACCACCACACUGGCUAGGCUGAGCCAACACCCUGACCCAAGCAGAGAGGCUAACCCCCCCCUCUCUUUCAUGAGCAGUUAUAAAAGAAGCCGCUGCCACACUACACUUCCAUACAGGACUCGCAGAGAUACAAGGACAGUGGACAGUAUGGAGCUGCUGACCUGUGCUUUGGUGACGGCCGUCCUCAGUAGCACCUAUGCCAUCCCGGCCAGUGUACGGCUGGAUGAGGGCGAACACAUCGGGGACGCAGAUCUGGACUCAGAGCCAGACCUAGAACUGGUAUGGAGAGAGCUGUCGAUGAGGUCGCACACAUCCCAGAGCUCCAGCGAAUCUCAGUCAUCUGAGGAAACGUCCAGGGAAGAGACGCCUGGCCUGGACACACCUCCCACUGAGCUGCCCCCCUCGAGCUCUGCCUCUCCCACCAGCCUUCCUGUCGCCAUGACCACCGGGCUCUCAGGGACGGACAUGCCUACUGUGUACACUACUGUCCCAGGGCCGUGCCCCACCACUGGCUGUGUGACAGUAGACAUCCCCACCGCAGAGGGUGACAAUAGGGGCGAUGCAUAA
Molecule: messenger RNA, 585 nt
Organism: Knipowitschia caucasica
Lineage: Eukaryota; Metazoa; Chordata; Actinopteri; Gobiiformes; Gobiidae
Source: the annotation of a GenBank genome assembly